CCUUAUCUUCCCCGUGCUCUCUCGCCGAGUUCCGACUUUGAUUUUACUCUCUCUCUCUCUCUCUAAAACGUUCGAUUGAAGUGUUGUGUGUUCGAUCUGGGUCUCAGACACAGCUUUGGGGUUUGAGGAAGGUGUAAAAACUUUGAGAACUUUGUGUUCUGUUGCUCUGCAAUUAGACUGUCAGCCGGAGCCUGGAACAGUGAAAGAGUCGAGGAGGUCUUUUUUAUCUUUUGGAGAGUAUUAGAACAGCAUGCGGUGGUGGCUGAGUCUCUCUGUUGACGUCUUCCGCAAAGUCAUCUCACUCAAUCUUUAUUGUAGAGUAAUUCUGUAAUCCAUUCCGUCUACUCAGAACCCCUCAAGUUUUCUACGCCUCUCUUUAUAUCUCUCUCUAGUUUCCAUGGGAUCCAACUUUCUCGUCGUCGUUCCUUGUUAUGUCCGCCAGAUUAGCUGAAUAUUUCUGGACCUUUUUCCCAUAGUUUCAUUUGGAUCGUUUUCAUUGCGACAUAAUUCUAUUAGUUGCUCUAUUGGAUUUUUUAAAUUCUUCUCCCUGGUUAAUUGUAUUGGAUUUCUGUUUCUCGGUGAUAGAGAUUCACCUUUCUGUUGAAUUCAUCUUUCUCUGGCUUCAGUUUUUUCUUCGGAGUUUUGAACUCUUUGUCCUCUAGAAAAGUUCCAUCCCUCAUAUCAAAUUGUUAGAAAGUAGUUAUGGUGUGCCAAGCAGCGAGUCAAACAAGAUUUCGGGCCAUGAAACACGAAAAUGGGAUUGCAGGGAGCGCGACGAUAAUUGUUAAAGUCAUUGCUUGCUUUCAACCUCUCCAGGACUGCCAGGCCGAAUAUUUCCGUCAUUUGCUCAAACCUGUGACGUAGAUUUGUUUUGAGUUUGUGUUCAGACUUUAAGCUGGAGUUUUUAGUUAGUUUCCUUGUUCCUAAUAGAAAGAGAAAAUAAUCAGCUAUUUCUAAUUCUUGAAAGCAUCAUUCUGGUGAUUGUUUUGGUUGGAUGGGAGGAGACUGUGGAACCUGGCUUCCUCAGCUGCAUUUUAAUUGGCAAUCACCCAAUUUGAAUUCCUCGGGUGCUCCCCUUGAAAUAGGGCAGCGAAACCCCUUGCCUGCAUUUAUAAACUCUGGCACUAAUAUGGCUCCACUGAAUGGGGCGGUGCCGGAUUACCCAUCUUCUAAACUACCUCAUUCUUGGAUAGGUCAAGCUAAUGAACCUUGCGGUUGGUUUCAUUAUGGACCUCAUUUGCACCAACCCUUCACCCCUGCCCUUAACAACUCGAUUGCUGAAGGCAGACUGCCUGCUAACACCUAUGAAAGCUGCAGGCAGGCCUUCACACCCAAUGCAGGGUCUGAAUGUGCCCAGAAGAGGCUUCUUGUUAUUGAUCAAUCGAGGGACCAAACCACUUUGAUCUUUACUUCUGGGAUUGGGACUCCUGUCCAGUGUCUUACUUCUUGGAGUCCAAAACCUAGCGCUGUUUGUAACUUGAACGGGAAUGAUCUUGGAAUUAAGGGAGAUUCGAACAAUUUCUCAGGACCAUUAUUAACUGAUGAAUUUAAUGAAAAUCCCCUAAUUGAUGGACAAAGCGAAAUGCAUGAAGAUACUGAAGAGCUCAAUGCCUUGCUCUACUCGGAUGAUGAUAGCGAUUAUACCGAAGAUGGCGAAGUUACAAGCACAGGUCAUUCACCUUGUUCAAUGACAGCUCGGGAUGAGAAAGAUUGGUUGGAAGGAAGUACUGAAGAAGUUGCUAGUUCUGCUGGGCCAACUAAGAAGCGGAAACUCAUUGAUGGAGUUUAUGGUGGUGUACCAUCACUGAUGGACACGGCAAGUUCUAAGAAUGCCAACAAAUCCUCUGAAUGUGAAGAUGAUGCAGAAUCUAGUUGUGCCAAUGACAACAAUGUGGUGUCAAGAGAAAUGGGUUCGUUAUCAGGCAACAAAAGGAUGAAGAGGGAGAGGAUUCGUGAGACUCUGAACAUUUUACAAAGCAUAAUUCCUGGUGUCAGCAGCAAGGAUGCACUUGUGGUCCUCGAUGAAUCUAUACAUUACUUGAAGGCUUUGAAGCUCAAAGCCAAGGCUUUAGGACUUAAUGCUAUCUAAGUUGCAGGGUGCUUUCGACACAAUAUCUUUAGCAGUGCGUGGUAUCAUCAGUUGCCGUAUAUUAGAAGAGUACAAAAUAUCAUAUUGGGGUGUGAAUUUGCAUACAGGAGUUCUUAGCAGUGGAGGCAAAAGCUCUGGAGACAGUAGAGAGAAAAGCUUGAACACAUCAAAGUCUUUCUGCAGUGAUCGAGUUGGAAAUUAGCAGCUUUGGCUUUGGAGAAUGUAUGUGUAAUUUCUUUCUAGAGAGAGGAUGAAGAAGUGCGGUAUAUUAUGUCAUAAUAAAGGGUGGUGAAUCAUUAGUCUUGUCUUAGGGUUUAGAGAAAGUGAAACCCAUCCUUGGGCGUGGAUUGUGGAUGAGAUGACUGGUUGUUCCAGACGGGGCCCAGAUAGAGGAGCGUGCACACCCCCCCGGUGUCUUGGGACCCAACUCACACUUUCACUUUCUCUCACUCUUUUUGUAUUCUUGUAAUGUUUAAUUGUUGGUGGCGUUAUCUUUUUCUUGACGUAGAAAUCUGCACCAGCAAAGAGGCCGUAUCCAUUUCAUCAUGCAGCAACUUGCUUGGGGGCCCUAGAUUCACCAUUUCCACUAAUCCUUGAACCCAAAAAAAAAAGUUGUUAUCUUUUUCCUUUUUUUUUUUUUUUUCCCUUAAAUGUACAACUCUCUGUGGGAUUUGAUAUUUUCCCUUCUUUUAUGGCACUGUAAGUUUGUUUGUGGAAAACUGAUAAUGUUUUGCUUGGUGCUGUCUAUCAUGGGUUUAGUGGUAACGUACUCUGCUCUUCUUGUUGUUUGUUGUGGUGGCUUGGUCGGUAGGGAGAUAAUGAUGAUAUCUUGGUUUUGUGUAA
Molecule: messenger RNA, 2932 nt
Organism: Juglans regia (Persian walnut)
Lineage: Eukaryota; Viridiplantae; Streptophyta; Magnoliopsida; Fagales; Juglandaceae
Product: transcription factor bHLH145-like
Exons: 4
Coding region: 995-2089 (364 amino acids)
Molecular function (GO): protein dimerization activity
Source: RefSeq, a predicted model, not a curated record